This is a messenger RNA of Enterobius vermicularis (human pinworm), 294 nucleotides long. NCBI's taxonomy places the organism in Eukaryota, Metazoa, Nematoda, Chromadorea, Rhabditida, Oxyuridae. The record is from the annotation of a GenBank genome assembly.
AUGGCGCCAAAGGCCGAAGGUAGGAAGAAGAAAGAUCCUAAUGCUCCAAAACAACCUCUUUCGGCAUAUUUCCUGUGGUUAAGCGAGAAUCGAGAAAGAAUCAAGAGUCAGCAUCCUGAGGCAAAGAUAACCGAGAUCUCAAAAAUCGCUGGAGCUGAAUGGGGUCAGAUCAGCGAUAAAACGGCGGUUACUGAUCAAGAGUUUUAUGCAAAAUGGAGUUUUUCUGAAACAGGUGGAUUUGGUCUCUGGUCAUCGUUAUCGCUUAGUUUUAAUGGUAGGGUCUUAAAUACCUGA